GCGUGUCACGAGAAGUGUGAGCCGCGGAUAUUAACAGUGUUCGUUCGUACGAUCUUCGUGGCGAGGAGUAGCAGCAUCCGUGGUGGUGGUGGCGGCCUUGACGGACGGCGUACGUACGUACGGUGCAGCGGAAUCGCGCGAGGCGGAGUUUGUUUUCGCCGCCGCGCUAUCUCUGUCUGGCACAUAGUAACCGUGUGUCCGUCGUCCCCUCCCCGUGUUGCCAAGCGCGGUUGCUGUUUGCCGUGUGCACGCGUCGUCCUGCGAUCCACGCUUUUCUGAACGGAGACCGGGGGCCGCCGAGCAGCAUCGUCAUCAGCGAGCGUCAGCGACGACGAGGAGCGAUCGCGCGCCGACGGGUACGCUAGUGCGAAGCGAUAGUGCCUCAACCGACAACGCUCGGUUGGCAGCGGCAGCGGCAGCGGCAGCGCGGCCAUUAUUCGAAAUUCGGUGGGUCGCGCCACGGAUCGCGGUGUUGCCAGUUUUUCCUCAUCCGCGCGGUGCGUAGCCGCGAUUAUUUCAACGUCGUCCCACGACGACGGCUCCGCAGUGGCGACGGCAGCGGGGACACGAUUCUUGGAACAAGUCAUCAUUAUCCCCGCGUCACGGCCAAUGCUAGAAGAAACGGCGAUCUCUUAUCUCGCGGCGCGUGUCACAACUUCUCGAUAGUGCGGUGAAAGAGAAAGAAGAGAGAACUAGAGCGCGCGUGGGAGCAAGGACGGAAGCAGAAGAAAGAAAGAGUCGGUGCGGUGCGCGUUGCUUCUUAUCUCUCGGUUUUCUUUCGCGCCCGAACUUUUGUGUGCCAUUCGUUUCCGUGGCGCACAGCGCGAGCGGGAAACGUUUGCCGUAGAGGAGCGCGGCGGCGAUAGAGCGCGACGAAAUAUGAGCGCACGAGUGCUGAACCCGGCGAUGAUGACGGAAAUAAGCAGGAACCUAGGAGGCGGCGGCGGCGGCGGCGGCGGCGGUAGCAGCAGCAGCAGACGAGCGACGCCGAGCAGGGCCGAGCUCGCUCGCGUGCGGCGCGAUCUUUUCGGACCGGUGGACCACGCGGCGGCACGGGCGUUCGCCGAGCGCGAGUUACGGGCUCAAUCUAUCCUCGACGCCGACCGAUGGGGCUUCAACUUUCGAAAGGGCGAACCGCAGAAGAACGACAAUUCCCGCUAUGAAUGGGAGCCGCUGACGGAGCACGACAUCGUGCCCGAGCCUUACGCUCUGCGCGGCAUGCCCUACCUGAGAAAACACGCGCCCGGUACACCGAGCAAAUUGCGCUUCGACAAUGCCGCGACGACGACGACGAUGACGACGGCAACGGCAACGACAACGACGAUGGGAACGACGACGGGAACGUUGACGGCAAUGGUGACCACGAUGGCGAGCACGAGGAUCGCCGAGCAAAUGGAGACCACCGCCGUCGCCACGCCGAAGGUCGAGAGAACGCCACCACAAGAGCCCCGAGUGCCAGAGAUUGGCGAAGCCACGACGACGCCCGAUCGACUCCCGGACGCGGAGCUCAAGAGAAAGAGGUGCACGAUAGAACCGACCACUCCCGUACUACCCCCUGCCGCGAGAAAACAGCCUACGAUCACCGAUUACAUGAAGAGUCGCAAGCGCGGUCUAAACGGCACCACAAAGAGCAUGAUAGAACCGCCAGAGAAGAUCACUCGCAACGCGGGUCAGAUACGCAGCUAAAAGCCUUCAGCUUCCUCACUCGAACCUUGCCGGUCUUCCUUCACCUCGUUCGUACGCAACGUGAGACAGUACCGGAAAUGGGAAACUGCAUCGUCGUGUAGAGUAACGGGGCGAGAGGAGGAGGGCAGGGACUUGGACAGGAGGCGCGACGUUGGCUGUGCCAUUCAUAUAGUUUUAUCCGCCAUUAGCGCAGGCGAAAUAGACGGAAAUGGGUGAAUAAAAAAUAUAAAAAAAAAGAAAGAAAAAAAGUCUACGAGAAACACCGUUCUCCGUCACGUAUAUAUUACUUCGUCUGUCACAUCUCUUCGUAAUGCCGCGAUAAUUGCGAGGAUAGUAGUAGUAAUAAUCAAGAAAGGGGGCAUGGCACGAGGGAAAGAAAAAGAGAAUAUGACUCGUCGCUAUUUUUUUAUAAUAUGUGUUACAUCUUUUUCUGUAUUAGAAUAUAGAAUACAUAAUAUUAUAAGAAAAAUAUAAAAAUUAGAUUGUAGAUAGAGUAAUAUUGAUUUGUGUCCAAAUUAAUUAAUGUAAUAUAUUCAUUGUUUCUGAAACGUUCGUAGAAAAAUGUUUAAAUAAUGUCGUUACACAAACGCGUUAUGAAAGAGAAAGAAGCUAAGAAAGUAAUACAUGUAAGUUUAUAUAGGCUAUUCUCAUAGGGAUUAGUAGUUGAUUAGAUUCUAAGAUAUAAAACAGAGUAUAUCGCGCGUAUUAGAUCUAAAGAGAUUGAAAGGGAUUCUUGAGCUGGUCUAUGGAAUUUCGGUACUCGCGAUUGUCGCGUUCUAACCCGGUGAUGAAAUUCUUUCGCUGAAACUAUGAAAAUAAAAACACCUUUAUUUGAAAAUAGUUUUGCACGGAGAGAAUUUUCUCUUCGCAGAGAAUUUAACUUUCAAAACAGCAAUCGUGGAAUAACAUAAACUUCGAAGAAUUUUUUUGUUAACAAUUUCGCUUUAUUAUAAUUUUACCAAAUUUUACUAAAAGUAUAAUUAAUUUCUUUGAAAUUUAUGUUCCCACGAUUACGAUUUUGAGAAUAAAUUAUAAGAGAAAAUUUUCUCCCCGUAUAGAUAUCGCGCCAGUUUCGACGCUACUACGUCCUUGAAAUGUACGCGAUAUUGUAGCGAUAGACUUCAAAUUUCCAAAUUCAAUAGUUUCGGAAGCUUUUAUUUGGAAUUCUGCAAAGAAACGAAAACAUCGUUUUCAGGGAAAAAACAAAUUACAAAGAGGACAAGUGCAAAAGAGCGAUUGCGAUUCCGUGGCCAGAAUGCGGCCACGGCCAGCUUUAAGGAAGAAGAGAAAUAUAUGAUUUAGCUGUAGUUCGUUACCCAAGUUUAAGCAUUGAUCUCCUGUACGAUUUUAAGAAAGUACAGCCGAUGCCAAAUCACCCCGUGAUUUUUUCUUCUCUACCUAUUAAAUACAAAAAAAAAAACAAAGAUUAGUUACAUCUCCUGUCUCCUUUUUUUCCUUUUCUUGUCCCAUAUCGCAUUUGUUUCCGGCAGAUAAUGCGAGAGACACAUAAUUGUCGUAAAGUCACAAUUUUUGCAAAAAAAAAUUUUUCUGGUCCUGUUUUACAUCGGUUUCAUUUUUUUACGUUGCAAAUUAAAAUAUCGAACUUUUUUUUUAAUUUUUAAUAUUUUUUUCACGUGACUUUCGAUGAAAUUGGAUUCCUCGAUUUCGCGAUAUUAAACAUCUAAUUUUGAUUAAACGUAAAGCCAGUAGGAAGUUUUUUUAAAGAUUUAACUUAAUCCAAUCUUAAUUAAAAGAAAUAUUACUCUAGAAUUCUUGUAUAAUAUCUCCAACUACGUUAAAUUAAUUACAGUGGCAUUAUUUUGUUAAUCACAAUUUAUUUUAAGAGAGAAAGAAAAAAACGAAUUUCUUUCAUGAUAGUAUGUAAAUUAAAAAGAAAGAAAAAUUAUAUACAACCGGACACUUUAACUAACAAGAAAUAAUUAAUAGCUUGCAAAUUUUUAUUUUCGUAAUUGACAGUUACGAAGAGAAACAUUUUCUUUGACAGGCAUCAUCGAGACCAACAGAGUUAAGCAUUUCACAGUGUGUAGGAGGAUUCCAGUGCAAAAGCAGUGCAUAGCGAAACGAGCGUUUAUUUCGUUCGUCGACAUCGAAUUUAUGAAGCGUAAAAUAUUAGCGUACUAAUUGUAUAUUAAUUGAGUUUUAUAAUGGUAGCUGUUUAUCGUAUCUGACUUUUGUUUGUUAACGCCCCAUUAACGCGAUUCUCGAAUGUCCUAUCUCGUAUCUUGCUCCUCCUGAUACUUUUUUCCUGCUCGCCAUUUCCUUUUUGAGAUUAUAACCCAAAAAUACGACUGGUGGUUACAAGCUAUUUUUUUCAAAAUCCGAGCAUGUGAGAGAGAGAAGCGUCGAAAAAAAAUGCAAAUCAAAUUUAAACUUACACAUUGAUCAUAACGUCCGCUUUCUUCCACGCAAAACAGAAGGCCCAGAAUUUUACAAAAUUGACGAAAUAGCAGUUAGAUCUCUCAAUUGAAAUAACUAUCAUUGAUUACUAUGUUCGUGACAGAUGCGGCACCUCGCGAUUUCGGCAUUAGUGCAACGAGUCGUUAAAAAAAACAAUCAAGUGAAUUUAGUUUGGCGAUGUGGCUACAGGGGAUGGACAAAAUAAAAUGAACACUUGUGAAAUAUACUUUUUAACAGAACAUCUUUCAAUUGAUUAUGUAAGUGAUGUUGGAAGAAGAAAUUUGCUUUUUACACUAUUUUUCUAAAAUUGCCCUCUGUUCUUUAAAACUUCAGCAUUUUUCCCGGCCAGUGUGAUUAUUUAACUUAAAUAUGGAGUUAUUGUGAAAAGUUUUGAAGGGCAGAAAGCAAAAAAAAAACGUAGAUUUUCUCUUCCAAUAUUUUUUAAAAAGUGUUUUAUUAGAAAAACAAUAUAACAUUGCACUGGUGACUAUUCAAGCAUUGUACGACCUUAGUCCAAACAAAGAUAAAAUCUGCAUUAAAGAUAAAUGAAGGACCAAUCACAUAUUAAUAAAAUAAGCAAUGUCAAUGUUCUCUAGGAUGUUGACAUUAUUUUGCCUAUUCUCUGUAUAACAUCUUUCUGACAAUCUUUAUCAUUCGAAAAAGCGGCAGGAUCGCUAUAAUAUUUUUAAGUAAAAAUUUACUUUGUGUCUUUCAUUGCGAAUUAGAUAAAAUAGUCAGAAAGUUUUCUACACUUCACGAUGUCACCGCUGGAUUAAAAAAAAAGACAGGACUUGGAAAUCUUUGAAUCUCGUAAGAUCUUAGAAAGUCGCGACGCGUGGUGCCUGUUGUGAAGAAAACUAAAAAGAAAAAAAAUAGCAAAGAGAGAAAAAUCUAUAAUUAUGUAACCCUGUGAUGUAUUAUUAUAUGAUCUCAGUAAACAUAACGUAGCGUGUACUUCUUAUCUAUAAUAAUUAGAUUAUAUAUAUGUAUGAUUACAUAUGCGAUAGCGCAUUAAGAAAUUAGAAAUCAUGGAUUAUAUCGAUGACUAUUUGUGUAUGCGUGUACGUACGCGUGGUGUGUACAAGAGAGUGUGUACGUAAGUUCUGUAAAGAAUGAAGAAUGAAAGAGAAAGAUACAUAAAAAGAGGCCACCUAGUGAAUCACGCCUUAUGUAUCACAGUCGAUACUCCGCGAUAUAACAUUAUGUGUAACGACAAUAUUAUACAAAUAUAUAAUUAUAUAAAGAAAAACUGUAAGAGAGUCUAAAGUAAUGAACUAAACUAACAAGUAAAUGACCUGUUUAUUAAAAAAAGAUCUAUCUAUA
Molecule: messenger RNA, 5427 nt
Organism: Solenopsis invicta (red fire ant)
Lineage: Eukaryota; Metazoa; Arthropoda; Insecta; Hymenoptera; Formicidae
Gene: dap
Exons: 2
Coding region: 880-1686 (268 amino acids)
Biological process (GO): regulation of cell cycle
Cellular component (GO): nucleus
Molecular function (GO): cyclin-dependent protein serine/threonine kinase inhibitor activity
Source: RefSeq, a predicted model, not a curated record